Molecule: messenger RNA, 559 nt
Organism: Laccaria bicolor S238N-H82
Lineage: Eukaryota; Fungi; Basidiomycota; Agaricomycetes; Agaricales; Hydnangiaceae
Exons: 3
Coding region: 32-421 (129 amino acids)
Source: RefSeq, a predicted model, not a curated record
CGGUCCGUUUCUCCCAACAUCACAGUUCAAUAUGCGUCUUUUUGCUUUCACUUCCAUCUUGCCUGCUAUCGCACUUCUCAUCCUUCUCUCAUCCGAUCAAGCCUUCGGGGCUGCUGUCCCCAUUGUGCGACGCGCCCCAAGUUCAAAGUGGGCAGCGAAGAACAGUAACGGUGGCACAGUGGCCGCAAACAAAGCUUUCACUAUCAACAUGGCAGUUAGGGGCCACUCGACGGGUAACUUUGUCAACGCACAGCAAAAUCACUUUUCUGCUCCUCAACAGCUGGAUAAUAACGGGGUCGUCCAUGGCCAUUCACAUGUUGUCGUCGAGAAGCUAACCUCUCAUACACAAACAACGCCCACCGAUCCAAAAACGUUUGCCUUCUUCCAGGGUCUUAAAAAACCUGUGCCCAAGGCGGCCUAACUGCCGACGUGUGAAAGCCAACGUCAGGAAGGUUUUCCCCAACGUCAAAAGGAGCGAGCUUGAUGAGGAUUACUUUGGCGAGCAAAUUAGACGGUGUAGCGGAGAGUUUAAAUGAUAAAUAAUACUAUUCGAACUGCA